This is a messenger RNA of Acaromyces ingoldii, 1257 nucleotides long. Its product is annotated as PLP-dependent transferase. The record is from RefSeq and is a predicted model, not a curated record. Gene Ontology annotation, biological process: amino acid metabolic process; biosynthetic process. Gene Ontology annotation, molecular function: transaminase activity; pyridoxal phosphate binding. The transcript is spliced from 4 exons. The annotation marks the transcript as partial. NCBI's taxonomy places the organism in Eukaryota, Fungi, Basidiomycota, Exobasidiomycetes, Exobasidiales, Cryptobasidiaceae.
UUGGAGAAUCCAGAGGGCCCUAUCCCGAUGUCACAAGCCGACAACCAGCUCAUGCGUCCCGAGCUUGUCAAGUUCUUCAAUGCUCCUGGACGACUCGGUCUGAAACCUGAGGACCUCACAUAUGCCGAUCAGGGAAUGUGCAGCAAGAGAUUGCUGUUAGCCAUCUGCAACAUAGUCAAUACGAUUCCCGAUGGAUUUUUCUUUGAAGACGACAAGAGGCAGCACUGGCCAAAGCCAAUUACGGAGGUUAGACCCGAGCAUUUAGUCGUAGGAAAUGGCGUGACGGGGAUUCUGGAUGCUGUCUUCUGGGCUCUUCUCGAUGACGGCGAGGGCCUUUUACUCUCGCAGCCCCACUACGACGCAUUUAUCAGGAACACGAUCACGAGAGACAGAGCCAAGCUGGUUGUUGUCCAGCCUCCGGUUCCUGUGGCUUCCGCAAAAGAGCCAAAGGAGCACGUUGCCCCCGAAACCGUCAAGUACUAUGCGGAUGCGCUCAAUAAGGCAGAGAAGGAAGGAACCCAAGUCAGAAGCCUCCUCGUCUGCAACCCUCACAACCCUUCGGGCGCUAUCUAUCCUAGGGAGACCAUUGUUGCCCUCGCCAACUUUGCAGCAGACCACAAUCUGCAUCUUGUCGUGGAUGAAAUCUACUCGAGAUCUGUCUUUCGCACAGAAGACGUCCCUGAUCCGACACCCUUUUACUCCAUCCUGGGCAUCGAUGUAGAGAAGGAAGCUGGCCUUCAUCCGAGCCGCGUUCACGUCAUCUCGGGCGCCAGCAAAGACUUCAGCAUCAAUGGCUUCCGCCUCGGUUACGUCAUCUCACAGCACAAUCCCGAUCUCUGUCGCGCUCUCCUCUCCACGGCUCUCCUGGCUCAGACUGCGUCGCCGUCAGCCAAUCUCUUUGCUGCAUUGCUCGACGACGUUGAAUUCCGGCAUCGCUACAUGGCUGAGAACCGUCGCAGGGUCGCGGCCUCCUACAACUACCUCUCGGCAUUUCUUCGAAGACACAGCGUGCCAUAUGUCCCCAGCAACGCCGGCUUCUGCCUUCUCAUCGACUUGCGCCGGCAUCUCGAUGUGAUCCCCGGCGAGGACGAGGCUGCGGCCAGAGAAUCGGAAAUGAGGCUUCUCGACCGCCUGCGGCAGCAAGGAGUCAUGCUGGCCCCGGGGACGAGCUACCUGCACCCCGUCCCAGGCUUCUUCCGGAUGACUUACACCUUGGCUCCAGAGGCGCUCACAUUGGGCUUGAGUAGGCUCGAGCGC